Molecule: messenger RNA, 325 nt
Organism: Funneliformis mosseae
Lineage: Eukaryota; Fungi; Glomeromycota; Glomeromycetes; Glomerales; Glomeraceae
Source: the annotation of a GenBank genome assembly
AGAUAAAAGGUUUACUGCUCUCGAUAUCAUCUCAAGCUACAAUUCAAAAGUUGAUCCUGAAUCUAAAAUAGAGACAGCUUCAGACGAUACAGGCACAUAUUAUCGUAAAGUUACAAGAGAGUAUCAGAUACUACUUUUCGGCUGGGGAUUGAUAAGUGAUUAUAGAUAUAAUUUCAGAGCACCAUAUUAUGCGAAAUCCCAUCAUUGCCCACAUGUGUUUUAUGUCCAGAUUGAUAACUUUCGUCCUAUAGAGAAUUUUGAACCACUUUAUGAAAUCUAUCCAUCUUCUCUCUUUACUCGCGAUCGAGCAUUAGUUCUAACAUGA